Molecule: messenger RNA, 3531 nt
Organism: Hyposmocoma kahamanoa
Lineage: Eukaryota; Metazoa; Arthropoda; Insecta; Lepidoptera; Cosmopterigidae
Gene: Cc2d2a
Product: coiled-coil and C2 domain-containing protein 2A
Exons: 13
Biological process (GO): protein localization to ciliary transition zone; non-motile cilium assembly
Cellular component (GO): ciliary transition zone
Source: RefSeq, a predicted model, not a curated record
ACAGAAGCACUGUUGCAAUUGAAAGAAAAAUAUGUUGAAACAUUGCAAAAAGAAAAAGAUAUUACACAUAAGAUUGUUUCGUUAUGGUGUGAUAUAGAAAUGGUUAGAGAAAAGAAAAGGUGUAUUGAAACUCAUCAUGUUCUUGAUGUAACAAAGAAAAGGCUAUCUGAAAAAGAAUUUGAGAAAGAGUGGAAUGAAGUUUUUAAUGAGGAAUUCUCGGAUUUGCUUGAUAAAUUAGAGUAUGAGUAUGCGACGAAAUAUUUAGAAUACAAAGAAGAAAAGUGUACACUGAAUUUGGAUGAUUCUGCCAAGAGAAGGAUUAGAAAACCAAAAUUGGAAAUAGACGAGGAAGCUUUAAAAGAAGAAGUGGAAGAGGAAAAUGUUAUAUCUGAAGCUGGGAAACUUAAUGAAAAACUAUACAAAAACGAAUAUUAUUUUGAAAUCUACGUUGACAAUGUUUUUGUAUGUGAAUCUGAUCACUUUAUGCCUAAAAAUGACAAAAUCACUGAAAUAGAAUUCGUAGAAUCAUUCUCAGUACAAAUUUUAUCUAAUAAUACUAUAUUGAUAUUACUGUUAAAAGAAAACGGUAAAGAAGUAGCAGAGUUAAAAUUAGACUUGGCUAAUUUAAAAAAAAGUAAUAAUAAGAAUUCACAAUUCAUUGCACAUAAUUUGGUUUACAAUUUAAUUGUUGAGCCAAAUGCAAAAAUUGUUGGCUGUGGAUAUAACAUUAAAGAAAUAGCUUCUAAAAACGAAGUGAGACUGAAAAGUAGUAGUUUGUUUAAGGGUAAUUUGUACACCAAUUGCGAAACAAGACUCAAGAUUGGUUGGAAUGAUAAACUUGGUCAAAACAAAGAUGAGGAACUAAAAUCCUUGAUGGAAAUUGGAAGACAACUGAAAAGAUUAAUACAUGGAACAGAUAAACCCAAUAUGGAUUUACUUAUUGAUAUUAUAAACAAGCUUUACGAUAGAGAUGUUAGCAAUGAUGAGAAUGUAAUUAACAUACUACGAAAUAUCUGUAAAACUGAAAUAUAUGAAGAUGAGACCUUCUCUAUCGACGAAAAUAGUCCAGAAUACAUACGAUUGAAACUUCUUCAUUUAAGGAACAACGGAGAAUUGACAAAUGUAGAAAAUAAGCUAAUUCCCAUACAUGCAAGUCAAAUAUCGACAGAACUACUUAAUUGCUUACAAAACAAUCAUAAUGAUUUUGAUGUUCAAUAUUUCUCUGAUAAGUACGUUGAUAUGGAUCCGAUAGAACUACAGCGGUUUAUUAGCGCUCAAUACGUGCGGAAGUUGAAUAAGAACAUGUUGAAGAAUUUGAAUGAGUAUCUCUUGAGAAAGACUAAUAAAGAUGUCGUACGAGAUUUCAAGGAUUUAAGUUUGAGGUCCCUGUUCACAAACCACUCGACCCUAGCGACUCUGGCGACUAUAUCCAACGGGGCAAAGCAACUGUUGCUCAAUGAAAGCUUGUGUAAGGAACAGGAGAUCAGAAUCACUGUGCACCGAGCGUUCAACUUAUGCGACAGAAGUGCAGCGAUUUUGGACGGUGACGAGUAUGAUGAUCAGAUUGCUGGCUUCAAGGUUCGUCCGUUGCGUCCAUUUGUGCGCCUGAGUUACCACGGAAUUAGUGUUCAGACUGCUACUGCUAUUGGUUGCCAUCCCACAUGGAACCAAACUUUAAAAAUUUGCACUAGGCUUGACCCUCUCUCCAACAUUCAAAUAAACAUCUACGACGAAAAUAAGGCCAACAUCUCCGAUAUGUCAGAUGAGGAGCGUAAGACGGUCCAUUAUCGAUUUUACAACAAGUGGAUCGGUGCAAUGCAGGUACCACUCUACGAUGUGCUUAGUUUGGGAUCGCUCUGCGUCACUAACAAAAUAUCAUCACCACCAAUAAUCUUUGGGUACGAAAAUCCAUUCCAAUCGAAAGACAGUGCACAAUCUUUAAUACCAGAAGUAAAUCAGCUUAUGAAAAAGGACGCUUCAUUCCUCUCCAUUCAUAUAACUUCAAGUCUUUCACAUUUAGGUGGAUUAAAUGGCUACGGUCAACCUAUACCUAAUUCGGAUGAUGACUACCUCGUAAAUCAUUUAAACAACUUUGUCAGUGAAUAUAAGAACGAUUUUCCGUCCCGGAAUAUAUCUUUAGCGUUCAUAGAUAGCUCAGGAAGGAAUAAAUGUGUGACGCAGUUUUUACAACCAAUUCUUUUACCGGAAAUAGAAUGGUUUCCAAAAAAUCCAAAGGUUCGAACUGAAUCUGCAUUGUCUAAGAGCUCGGGAAAAAGUUCGUCCUCAAAAAGUAGUGGACGAAGGAAGGAAGAGAGUGGAGAAGAAAAAGAAUCAAUCUACAGUACAGUAAGCUGGAGAAACGGAGAAAGCCAGCUGUCGAAACUGAUGAAUGCGUGCGUUAGAUACGUCUCUCUGAUACCCACCUAUGAUGUUAUUGAGACACAUAGUGUCACACUUAUGGGUGUGGAACUACUAAAGGUCCUAUAUGGGUCGCCACUAGAGCAUACAAUCCUGUUAGCCAGCUUUUUCCUUCAGUUGGGCGUUCGUUGUUGGUUGGCCGCAACCAACCUGAGACGUUAUACCGCCUAUCUUCUUACUAGAUACGACCUCACUACACGAAACGUACUCCUCAACGAUGAAAUGCGUAGUCGUGGAUUCUUGAACAGGAACGAUGGGUACAUCUGGCACGUAUACGACGCGGUUAGCGGGGAGCGAACUGAACUCAGGGAUGUCGCCUGCCCACUCAAGACUGUGGAUUUCGUCUUUGAUAAUGAUAACAUAUGGGUGAAUGUUCAAUCGUCUCAAGACUGCGAAAGUAUGUCGUUCGACUUUACCAGAACGUCCGAUUGGCAACCAGUAUUCGAUAAAACAGUGUUCGUGAUGAAGCUGCCUGUGGCAUCAGAAGUAGGGCUGUACAGUCCCCCAGCUGAUGUGGAGCGAUUGAGGCAAAUGCUCGAGACGAAGAUCAAGGAGAAAGUGCAGAAGUGGAGGUCGCACAUGAAGACUAUUUGGAACAGGUACUGCAAUAGUUUGCUUAAAGAAGCGCUUCCGCACUGGGAGUACUGGACGUUUAAUCCUUCAGAACCCAAGCCCGUGCUCAGCCAGCGUCUUAAACAACUAAUGGUGUCCUAUAAGAUGUUCGGCUUCCCGCUAAACUUACCUUACGUGAACACGAAAUCAGUAAUAUCGACUGUCAAGGCUACAGCGGUACACGUGUGUGACGACCCUAACGUCGAGUUUGGGCUGGCCGUUGAGAUGUACGCGUACCCCAACAAUGUGAUUAGUGUCUGGGUGUUUCUUGUUAGUAUUACUCGAUUGUAAAUGGGUCUUCGCCAUUUCAAUGCGGACAACGGGUGUAAUUUGACUCGUGACUCUUUCUGGUAAGGGAUACAUUGUCUUCCAGCAAUAAAACUUGCGAUGGGCAUAAUUUGGCUUGAAACUUUCAAAUCAGAGAUCGAUCGACUUCAAGCAAUAGAGCUUGCGAUGGAUAUAAUUUGGUCUGAGACUCUUUUUUAUUAAAAGAUCGAUCGA